CUUUAGCUGAACACCAGUACGGUGAGAGAAAAGGCUCAAACCUCAGGCGUCCUCUGAAGACUCGCUCGCUAUACGUAAAAAAAAUGUCUGCCACCAGGUACCGUCGGUUCCUGAAGCUGUGCGAAGAGUGGCCGCGGGAUGAGACCAAGAAAGGCCGCGACCUGGGGACGUUUCUGCGGCAGAGAGUAGCCUCCGCCUUCCGGGAGGGUGAAAACACACAGAUCUCAGAUCCAGAGAAAUGUGAUCAGAUGUAUGAAAGUUUGGCUCAAAUUAACGGCAACGUGUACAGACAACGAUUUCCUCGUGUAAGAGACACAAGCUUUACCGGUGUGACGGUGGAGGAGUGUAAAGUUCUGUUGUCAGGGAGCGUGCAACAGAUGGACGAUGAAAAAAAGGGUCUUUGGAAGACGUUGAUGGAGAGAUUCUCCUCCAAAUCACCAGAAGAAGUUCCAGAGAAAUCUGCAGAAAAAUAACUCUUUUCUUAUUGUAUGUACAGAAAUACAACUUAUUGUUGGCA
Molecule: messenger RNA, 517 nt
Organism: Paralichthys olivaceus (Japanese flounder)
Lineage: Eukaryota; Metazoa; Chordata; Actinopteri; Pleuronectiformes; Paralichthyidae
Gene: uqcc2
Product: ubiquinol-cytochrome c reductase complex assembly factor 2
Biological process (GO): mitochondrial respiratory chain complex III assembly
Cellular component (GO): mitochondrial matrix
Source: RefSeq, a predicted model, not a curated record